Molecule: messenger RNA, 1315 nt
Organism: Arabidopsis arenosa
Lineage: Eukaryota; Viridiplantae; Streptophyta; Magnoliopsida; Brassicales; Brassicaceae
Source: the annotation of a GenBank genome assembly
AUAAGUUACUAGCUGAAUUCGAUUUUUGAUUUUGGGGAAUUUGUACGUAGAAGAAGAUGAAGGCAUCGAUGAAGUUUCGUGAAGAGCAAAAGCCUCUUUUUAGGGCUAAGGUUCCUUUGAGUAUCUUAGGUUUACCUUUUCAAUCUGGUAUCGUCGCCGGAGAAUCCAAGGAGCUCAGUCUCAAUCUCUCCACUUUCUUCGAAUCUGGACCUUCUCUCAAAGUCGCUUACCGUCCAAACGAUUCGUGGAACCCUUUCUCUCUAAUCGUCAAAACCGGAUCGGGAUCGUUCGGUUCUCCGAUUUCAAGCUCUAUGCUCAUGAGCGCUGAAUUCAAUCUCUUAGGUAAAGGAAACCCUAGCUUUAUGCUUCACUUCAAACCUCAAUUCGGCGAUUUCUCUAUCAAAAAGUCUCAUUCGUCGUCUCAAACAAAUCUGAUCAAAUCGAUGAAUGGAUCUGUUUCGGAAGAUGAUUCUUCGAUUGAGGUCGUGGAUACUCCAGCGGUCAAUGGAUGCGGCGGAGGAUUUAGGAAAGUAACGGUUCUGCCGUCAACUUCUGCUGGAGAUAUUGCUGGAUUGUUAUCCGGCGUUGAGGUUGCGGCGAGGACGUCUUUGCCUGUGAGAGGACGCGCCGUUUUGAAUUUCCGGUGGGGCGUUAGGGUUCCUACGGAGAUCAGACGCGAUUUCGAUCCAACGGCUGCGAUUUCCCUGAGGAGAUUCCCCUUUUUAGUGAUGAAUAAAAUCGGAAUCGAACACGUGGACGGCUCAGAUGCAAAAGUGACCAAAUCCUCGAGCGAUUCGGGUCAGCUCACACCAAGUGGUGACGUGGCGGAGGUUUGUUUGGCCGUGAAUCGGCAGAUGGAGGAGCUUCGAACGGAGAACAAACAGUUAAAGAGAGCCGUCGAAGAUCUCCGGGAAGUAAUAUCAAACGUCCGUCCAUACUCGCCGGCUACUAUUGAUUACGGAUCACACUCAAAAUACCGCGAACCCGAGAGGAGCAACAACAAUGGGAGAUCGAGAGCUGAUCGGUGGAGCAGCGAGAGAACUACGACGUCUGAUUACGGCGGAAAGAAAAGCAAGGAAGAGGGCGAUGUGGCUGAGGAGCUGAAGAAAGCUUUAAAAGGAGCCGCUUGAAGCUUCUAUGGCGGCUAUUUGGUAAUCACAGGCUUUAUUCGAAUUCCACUACAUUUGUCGACUUAAUCAGCUAUGGCUUUUGUAUAUAUGUGCGUUGAAUCUUCUGGAUUAGAUAUGCAGAACUUGUUUUGAAUCUUUUGAUGGAAUCUUCAGAGUUUUAUAUGAGAUUAUGCUUUUGAACUAGA